Molecule: messenger RNA, 1806 nt
Organism: Penicillium malachiteum
Lineage: Eukaryota; Fungi; Ascomycota; Eurotiomycetes; Eurotiales; Aspergillaceae
Product: isocyanide synthase family protein
Exons: 3
Coding region: 1-1806 (601 amino acids)
Molecular function (GO): oxidoreductase activity
Source: RefSeq, a predicted model, not a curated record
AUGCCUCACGCUGGAAAUCCAUUAUCAGACAUCGAGAUCAAGGUCUCCCAGAUUGUCCGCAUCAUUGCGGCAUAUCGCCAUCGCUCUACUACCGUUUCCGAUCGCUUUUCCAAGUUUGCCCCCGUGCUUGAGAAGCAGAUCGGAGAUAUCGUCUCUAAGAAAGAGACCGUCCGUUUCAUCCUUCCGGCGUUCCCUUUCAAGGCCCCAGCUGAGGGAAGCAAGCGCAAGACCCUUGGUCCUCUCCCGGACAAGGCCGAAGAAAUAGCCUUGCAGACGCUAAAUGGAUUCGCCGAGUCGAUUGCCGAAAUUUAUGAUGGCGGUGCCAGAGUUGUGAUCGUCUCCGACGCAUCAAUUUAUGGCGAUCUUCUGAAUAUCGCCGAGAGCGACGCUUUUGCUUAUAACCAAGAGCUUCAGAAGCUGGCUGCAUCGCUAGACCUUCAAUAUCUGGAAUUCACCAGCCCAGGAGCCCUGGUUGGCAUUGUGCCGCAGGAAGCUCCGACUCUCGAAAAAUAUUCCGAAGUUUUGAGCAAGACCCGCGACCACCUCGCUCAUUCAUUUUUCCACGUUUCAUCGUUUGAUGACGAGAACGAACAAGCGACGAGCCGGCACUAUGACACAGCUCUUCCGGAGAGCAACCAACCCGCCGCUUUGAAGAAUGCGAUACUCCAGCGAGGCAAGGCUUACGCAGCUUUGUUGGAGUCUGCUGCACCAUCCGCUAUCCGCUUAUCGAUUCACGAGUCUAACAACAUGGGUAAAAUCACAGUGGACCUAUUCCCUCCCGCGACAAACCCUGAUUUCAUUACUCCCUGGCAUGGGGCCUUGGCAAUCCUUCCGGACGCUAGCUUGCGUGUCGUUGACGCAUCUACCGUCGAUAUGAACGAAUUCGAGGUGGCAAACAAUGCUCAAGGCCAUCCAUGGCUGCUGCGUGCCAAGUGCGACCUGUUUAAAUGGCCAGGGAUUGAGGUCGACUUUGAGCCACUUUUCCCCUGUGGUAUGCAGGUCCGUCCAAAGGAAGGACACGGUCCGUUCAGAUUCGAGGACGUUGAUAUGAAGCGUUUGCGUCGCCUCGCUUUAUCUUCAGCACCUCUCCUCCUGCGUGACUUCACAAUGGAAGUUGAGAAAGAAGUCUUUCGCGAGAAGGCGCGCCAGCUCGGUGAAAUUCAGCAAUGGCCAUUUGGUGAUAUCCUCGAGGUUCGCGAGAAUGUAGAUAUCAAUAUGAACAACGUGCUCACGAAUGAGGCUAUGCCUUUUCACUACGAUGGAGUGUUCAAAAUGGCCCAGGACGAAAAGACAGGUGAAUGGAUUUCGACUCCACCUCUCUUCCAGAUGUUCCGUAAUCGCUCAGCCUCGCAAUCCAAGGGUGGUGCCACGCUCUUCUCAUCAUCACGGAACCUCCUGCCGCUCCUAGGACCCGUGACCAUUUCUCUUGAAGAAUUACGGUCGCUAAAGUGGAAGACCUUCACCGAAGUCAAUGAUGCAUUCGGUGGUCAUGAUCUGCACCUGCCCUUUAUCGUCGCUCACCCAGAGACCGGUGCUGAUACAUUCCGUUUCCAUGAACCUUGGCCCGAAUCCAAGUGCGUCGCGGAAACCAGUAAACCGACCAUUGUGCAGGUUGUUGGGUGGCCUGAGGCUCAAAGCGACGCACUUUGCGAGAAACUGACUGAUUUGCUAUAUGACCGCCGUGUCGUUUAUCACCACCAUUGGAAGGCCGGUGACUUCAUUUUCAAUGACAACGCUACCACCCACCAUACUCGCACUGCAUUCAGUAACGGUCACCGUGAGCACUGGCGUGUGCAUGUAAAUUAA